Molecule: messenger RNA, 3890 nt
Organism: Syngnathoides biaculeatus (alligator pipefish)
Lineage: Eukaryota; Metazoa; Chordata; Actinopteri; Syngnathiformes; Syngnathidae
Gene: rhot1b
Product: ras homolog family member T1
Exons: 20
Coding region: 342-2324 (660 amino acids)
Biological process (GO): small GTPase-mediated signal transduction; mitochondrion organization
Cellular component (GO): mitochondrial outer membrane
Molecular function (GO): GTP binding; calcium ion binding; GTPase activity
Source: RefSeq, a predicted model, not a curated record
UGAAGGGGCGUGGCCAAAGAGCCUAGCUAGUUACCGCAUGCUAAUGCUGCCAGAGUAGAUUAGCAGCUGAGUGAGUUCUGACCGUACUCGCAGCCAGGAUCAUUGUGACUCCCUCCUCACCGCACAGAUAGCUUAUAAUACGACAAUUUCAUUUAUUUUAUUCCUACUUCCUGUCCGAUGUUUCACAUUUGAGUAACGUGGAGACAACGUAGCGGCUAGCUAUAGCAGCGGUCCUGCUAGCCGGGCUGUGAGCAUCCUUGUCGCCUGCCCACGGGACGCAUACAUGUGCAUAUGUGACACAUUGCGCGGCCGCGGCGUGGGGGAACGACACACCGGCGACGAUGCGCAAGGACGUCAGGAUCUUGCUGGUUGGGGAACCCAAGGUGGGAAAGACGUCUCUCAUCAUGUCUCUGGUCAGCGAGGAGUUCCCGACUGUGGUUCCGUACCGAGCUGAGGAGAUAACCAUACCCGCAGAUGUCACUCCGGAGAGAGUCCCCACGCACAUUGUCGACUAUUCAGAAGCCGAGCAGACUGAUGAGCAGUUGUUUCAGGAGCUCUCAAAGGCAAAUGUGAUUUGCAUUGUGUACUCCGUCAACAAUAAGACGUCGAUAGAGAAGGUGACAAGCUACUGGAUCCCCCUCAUUCUUGACAACACAGAUAAGGAUAGCAGGGUUCCUCUCAUCCUGGUGGGGAACAAGUCAGACUUGGUGGAGCACAGCAGCAUGGAGACCAUCCUGCCUGUUAUGAACCAGUACAGUGAGAUUGAGACCUGCGUCGAGUGCUCAGCAAAGAAUCUGAAGAACAUCUCGGAGCUGUUCUACUACGCCCAAAAGGCUGUCCUUCACCCCACAAGCCCCCUCUACUGUCCAGACAAAAAAGACAUGAAGCCACUUUGCGUAAAAGCGCUGACCCGAAUCUUCAAAGUCUCCGACUUGGACAACGACGGUAUUCUCAAUGACAAUGAGCUCAACUUCUUUCAGAAAACAUGUUUCAACAUGCCACUGGAGCCGCAGGCGUUAGAGGAUGUGAAGAAUGUUGUGAGGAAGAAUUUGAGUGAUGGAGUGUGCGACAAUGGACUUACUCUAAAAGGGUUCCUGUUCCUCCACACGCUGUUCAUCCAGCGAGGUCGCCACGAAACCACGUGGACGGUGCUCAGGAGGUUCGGAUACGACGACGACCUGGAGCUCAAUCAGGACUACCUCUUUCCCCCGCUGAAAGUUCCUCCCGACUGCACCACAGAGCUCAACCACACAGCUUACCUCUUCCUGCAGAGCGUCUUCGACAAACAUGACAAGGACCGUGACUGUGCCUUGUCGCCGGAGGAGCUGAGAGACCUGUUUGAUGUUUUUCCGUACAUGCCCUGGGGUCCUGAUGUCAACAACACGGUGUGCACCAGCGAGCAGGGCUGGAUCACGUACCAGGGUUAUCUCUCGCAGUGGACGUUAACAACUUAUCUGGAUGUGCAGCGUUGCCUGGAGUAUUUGGGCUACCUCGGUUAUUCAAUCAUCGCUGAGCAGGAGUCCCAAGCUGCAGGAAUUACAGUGACCAGGGAUAAGAAGAUUGACUUGCAGAAGAAGCAGACGCAACGCGGCGUCUUCCGCUGCAACGUUUUUGGAGAUGUUGGCAGCGGGAAGAGUGGCUUCCUCCAAGCCUUCCUGGGGAGAAACCUGAUGCACCAGCAAAUGAUCAAAGAGGAACAUAAAUCCUACUAUGCCAUCAGCACAACCUUUGUUUACGGUCAGGAGAAAUACCUUCUUCUUCAUGAAGCGUUCCCUGACAUGGACUACCUGUCUGAUGCCGACCUGGCCUGUGACAUCAUCUGCUUAGUGUAUGACGUCAGCAACCCGUACUCUUUCGAAUACUGCGCCAAAGUCUUCAAGCAAUACUUCAUAGACUGCAAGAUCCCUUGCAUGAUGAUUGCGGCCAAGUCGGACCUGCCCGAGACCAAACAGUUUUACGGCUGCACUCCGCUGGAGUUCUGUCGGAGGCACAAAAUGCCCCCUCCGCAGUCCUUCACCUGCAACACCGCGGGAACGCCCGGCAGAGACAUUUAUACCAAACUCAGCACCAUGGCCGUGUACCCCCACGCGCGACUGCGCUGCAUGUGCACUUGUAACCGCUGCACCUUCUGCCUGUGUCAGAACCUGCUCAACUCCGAGCUGCUCCAGACGGUCAGAGCCAAACUCCACGCUGUGGUUCUCCGCAGACACGUGAGCCAAGCGGACCUGAAAAGCUCCACCUUCUGGCUGAGGGCGAGCGUGGGCGCCAGCGUGUGCGCCCUGCUGGGUUUGGCGAUGUACCGAGUUCUGCUCAAAGCGCGGUGAUGCCACUCGUGAGCGCCUGCGAACUGUUCUCGUGCACGCCGCGUGUACAAAAGUAUUGGGACAAGCAAUAAGCUCAGGGCGCGCUCGACCCCUUUAGAGCCUUAAAGGGAAAUGUAUAUUUAAAAAAAAAAUUCUCACCGUUUAAAAUAAUUUUCAGGUCUGUUGCACGGUUUUGUAGAAAUACCGCAAAUUUCAAGAUUUGGAGGGGAUUUUGUACUCUGUAUUCCUCGUUUUGCUGAAAUCAGCCCGUUUUAGGAGUCUAAUGAAGUCCUCAUCCCGCCCCUUAGACUGCUUGGCUCACAUUGAAUCAGGAUUUAGUGAAAUUAUUAAUGAGUAAUUGUAUCCAUAAGAACUAUAAAAGCAUUUUAACGUUUGGGGCCAGCAGUUUGUACACUUCACUGUGUGCACGUGGCACACGGACACGUCGGCGAACGCAAAUGCCGCACCGCGUCGACAUUCCACCGAGCGAUCGAGUGCCGCUUGUGCAAAACCACAAAUUUUAUUGUCUACUAGCAAUAAAACAUCAAUUUCCCAUAAUAUGUCCCUUGGGGGGCGGCACGCUGGAUCAGCAGUUCUGAGGUUCCGGGUUCAAUCUCGGACCCGCCUGUGUGGAGUCUGCAUGUUCUCCCCGUGCCUGCGUGGGUUUCCUCCGGGCACUCCGGUUUCCUCCCACAUCCCAAAAACAUGCAACAUUAAUUGGACACUAAAUUGCCCGUAGGUGUGAUUGUGAGCGCGGCUGUUUGUCUCCAUGUCCCCUGCGAUUGGCUGGCGACCAGUUCAGGGUGUCCACCGACUCGUGCCCGUUGACAGCUGGGAUAGGCUCCAGCACUCCCCGCAAUCCUUGUGAGGAUAAGCGGCUAAGAAAAUGGAUGGACGGAUGUCCCUUGGGAAAACCCAUUCAGUUUGGUUCAUAUCACGAGGAACUCAUAGUUAGCCAAGAUGGUGGCAAGUCCACGGCGCGCGCGUUAUGAAUCCCGCGGUCUCGGAUUGACGCGCCGUCUGCUCGUGCCCUUUUGUCGGCCAAUCAUAUUGCAGCGGCGCGUGUCACAAGAGAUGCUGCGUUGGUACAGAUUAAGACUCGGGAGCAGUAAUAUGCUUUCGCAACUCUUUUGAAGCUGCCGUUUGCGACAGAUGUGCAAUGCUUGCUAAAGGCGUGGUGGCGGUGGUGGGGGGGGGCAUGUACAUCCAUCCAUUUUCUGAACCGCUUAUCCUCACGAGGGUCGGGGGAGUGACGGAGCCAAUCCUAUCUGUCAUCGGGCAGGAGGCGGGGUACGCCCUGAACUGGUUACCAGUCAGUCGCAGGGCACAGGUAGACACGACAACAGUCGCACCUAGGGGCAAUUUAGAGUCUUUUGUUUUUGGGAUGUGGGAGGAAAGCGGACUGCCUGGGGAAAACAUGCAAACUCCACAGAGGGAGCGCCGGUGUGACGGUCUGAGCGCUCCGCCGUGCUGAAAAGUCUCCUUGUGAGGAAAGCGUAUGCGUUACUAACAGGGGAACUCUGGGUACGGAGCAGACGCUUACUGGGAAAUCACCCGGUCUCAUAGUUCCCCUUCUUCUACGUGGAG